GGGUCCCACUGGAAGUCUUUCCUUUAAUAUCUGGCUCUCCUGGUAACUUGGUCUAGUCGUUCUGUAAAACAAGAACGAUGUUCUGAAACAGACACAAGGACAGAAAUCAUUCGGCUUGCCUGCUAAAAGAGGAAGGCACAUUUCCUUUUCAGAUGGGGAUCGAGAAAGUUUGGGAGCUGGCUGUUCCAAGAGGCUUUAAGAGGGUCCAGAAAGUGACCUAAUUCUGGGACAAGUGUCUCAGGCAUCCUGGUGAUAGCUACCAAGUUUUACCCAGAAGGAGGACACAUGCAUCACUGCACAGACGCAGACACAGUUUUUACAAACUCUGCGCUUCCUUUCCUGCUGUUUUCCACUCCUUCAUGGAUUCCUACACCUUUCAUUUUGAGAGAAUGAGCAACGUGGACCUGCAUCCUCUGUGCCUGCCUGUCAGCCGGCUUUCACCAGACAAGUCCAGUAGCAGCAUCGCCGACCAUCUUACCCACCACCAACACGGCAAGGGAGACUCCGCUUACAGCUCCUUCUCUGGUGGGUCCACCGCUCCAGAUUACCCCUCUCCCUUUACCCAUGAUGACUUACAAUCCAGUUCCUUCAGCCACUAUGCUGACCUUAAACAUGUAAAAUCAUACUACCAUCCGACCCAGCUUCUGCCGUCCGACUCAAAGGCCAUGGAUCAGCUUUAUUGCUCAGUUGAAGCCAUCCCCCAGCAAUAUUCUAAUAACAACUACAGACACAACGGUAAUGAGCGCCACCACACCAAUAACAAGGCACACUCUAAAGACGAGGUGCGUUCAAGGACUCGAUCCCAAAGUGUUCAGAGUCCCUCCCAACCCCCUCCAGUCCCAACUCGCCUCGAUAGUUUUAUAGCUACUAAAAACUUGGAGAACAGCAGGACUCACCACCACGGUACUGAAUUUCAUCCCCUGCAGCCUAAACCCUACAGUCGUCUUCCUUCCUGGAGUCUGCAUAAUCUGGAAUCUGAGACAGCUAGCUCGAAGUUAGACAGAGUCAAAUCUGACUCGGUGUACUCCGUGUGGAGGGGCUCUGAACAGCCACAGUUACACUAUCUACCAAGUUACCGAAUGCACAUCCAGCGUCACGAACAGGGCAGAGUCAACGCAAAACAGCUUUUAAUCAGUGAUGAAAAUGUUGCCCCUGAACAGCAGAGGUCAGCAAGCAUCCUGAGCCACUCGCCUCCCACAACUCAGUCUGAGCACCUGACGCCCAGACAGCCAUCAGAGAGUGCUGGGUGCAACUGCGACCAUCAUGGAAAAUCUAGCUGCCAUUUUGAAAGUGGGCGCAAAAGAGCCUUUUCUGCUUAUGACUGUCUCUGUUCAGAGUCAGCCCGAGCUGGUAGCCCAUGGAGCUCCAGUCAGAGUUUUAUCAGCAGCAGCAUUCAGCAUAAAGGGCAGUUCUACUUUGUCACAGGAGUUUGUAAACUGUCCGAAUCUGGUUCCGGGACAACAUCUGCACCCGCGAGUGACUUUGAGGCUGAAAGGGAGGCAUCUACUAUGUUAGAGACACACCGUCACAGAGAUAAAGAGAGAUGUCACAGCACAAUGGAUAAUUUGUUUAGUUCUCACUGCUCCGGUGGUACGAUUCAGGAUGACGGGCACGUUUUCGUUCCUGCAGCUCAGGGAAAGGACCUGACCUCCAAGAGCCAGGACCAGGAGAAUCACAGGCCACCCCACAUUAUGAAUCCGUCUUUUCAAAGUUUUGACAAGUUAGAAGAAAUCGACAUGACGCACAUUGGUGAGAUUGGCCGCCACUCUGCCAACAACCCUAUAUUCUACUGUGGACCUGACAAAAGCUGCCCACCACAUUUAGCCACUGAUAGAAAGAAGCCCAUCAGUGAACACCCCAGCUACAACAAGAGAGAGGAUCAUGCACAAAGAGAGAAGCAACAGCCAUUGGGGGAGGUUGCCAGUGAGAGGAUAAACAAAGAAACAACACCACUUCUGUACCACCUCACUGGGGCCAGCAGGACCGGCCUUAUAAAAGGCAACGAAGUGGCUCUAAGCAAAGCAGACCGAGGAGACAUCGCAGUAAGUGAUGUUGAGAGACCUGCACCAGGUGACACUUGCAAGACUGCUAGAGAUGCUACAUCUGUGGCUUGUAACACUUUAGAUGAUUCGUUUAAGAAGUACUACAAGGAGAAGCUGAAGGAUGCCCAGUGUAAAGUCCUUAGGGAGACGUCGUUUAAAAGGAGGGACCUGCUGCUUCAUUCCAUGAAGCAAAAUUCUGAGUGCAGGCCGACAGGGAUUCACACUUUCUCUCCAUCACAGGACUCCGAGUCUUCCAAAGCCACACUCACUCCUUCUGUUGCAUCUGAGGAGACAGAGAAGGGCAGCAUUAAGGAAGAACCCUGGGAGAAUAAUAGAGCAACUGAGAGGGAAAAUGGGAGGCCGGCAAAUGUGGCACAGCCCCAGGUGGCUCGCAUUGGAGGAAGGAAGAGGCUGACAGCGGACCAGAAAAAGAUGUGCUUCUCCGAGCCUGAAAAACUUAACCAGCUUGGCAGUGGACCUGUACACGUGGCCUGCCGCUCCUUCAGCAACGAAGGCGACUGUUUGUUCGGAGCUGAGUGUGAGGGAGAUGGGAAUGAGCAGCAAGGACUGGUGGCAGCGCGAAGGAAGAUAUUUGAGAUGAGGGGACGUGCUCAGUCGGUUUCAAGUGCUUCAAAGACAAACCUAAAGCAUCUUCAACACAAGGCCCUGGUGGACUACAUGGAGCGUAAGACAGGUCAGAAAGUGGCCGAGUCCCAGCAGCCCGUGCUGCAGUUACCAGCUCCAUCCAGACAGAGGCACUCUCUUGGGGAGAAACCAUUCGAAUGGGGUCCUCGUGCUGUAUCAGGGAAUCAUGACGGCAAAGGUAUGAAGAAGAAGCACCACAGACCUCUUUCUGCUGGCCGCAUCCUGGAUUCCUCCAGCAGCUCUAUCAGGUAUGCCCAGUUCUCAGCCCAGUCCUGCUCAGGUCAGUAUCCUGGCCAGCACGGUUCAUCUAAGAUGAGGGUGAGUAAAGGUCCAUCUCAGGGAAAGUCUGCCUCAGCAGAGAGUCUUUUGGACCAGCGAGAACCAACUAGUUUCUGCAGAAACCGAUCCACAUCCUCACCGCAUGCAUUUCAGACACUUGACUAUGAGGAGAAUCUUCUGCCAGUUAAAACCAUGGAGACUGAAGGUUUUCUCAAGAAUGAAGCUGAGAAAUCUUCAGUGAAGCAAAUCCCAGAGGGGCAGCAGCGCGCGCGAAAGGUAGCACAGAGAGGAAAGUCCAUGGAGGAACUCGGAGCGUCAAAGCCAGCUAAAGUAGAAGCAAUGAGUAAAAGCUCUGAGGAGCUGGAUAACCUGGCCAGAAAUUGGUCCUUGGGAUUGGAAAGACAAGAAAGAAGUGCUUCGAACGUUGCUGAGGAAAGAAAAUUCCAGCAGAGAGAAAAUCAGAAGGACAAAGAACCAGAGGUUGUUGGUCAGAAAAACACUCAGGGACACGUCCAAAACCAAAUCCAGAGAAACCCCUUGCUGAAACAGAGCUCUGAGCUUGGUCAGGAAGGAACAAAAGGAGAAAGGAGUUCCAGUCGGUCCAGCUCUCCAACCUCCACAUCCUCUUCCCGGGCCAGAGUUUGCUCUGCUUCUCUUGGAUCUCACGUAGCCAUCGCAGAUGAAUUCAGGUCUGAAAGGUCACCCAGUGAGAGUCUUUCUAAUCCACCUUCCCCAAGGGGCCAAAAUAUAAAUGAAAGGGAGAUGAAAUCCACCUCAUCCACACCCAGUCGAACAAAGCAUCUCAGUGAAAGCACAUCUUGCUCCAGAUCUAGAGCUUCAUCUGGACCAGAGAGCGAGCAGUCUGUGGAUGAGCUCGGCAGCGACCCCAAACACGAGGUCUCUCUGAGCUGCGGGGUCACCACAGAUCCUGCACUGUGGAUUCUUCCACCAGAAGACGAGACUAAAGAGAAAGUCAGUGAAAGCUCUGUGUCUCCCUGCACGUCCGUAUCUGAGGCGGACGCCGGUCAGCGGACGGAGGAGCAGAGAGAUCCGGAAACAGAAGCUGACACUCAGGGAGAAAAGGAGGAGAAGGAGAACAGGAGAACACCAGAGGGAGAGACGGAGAGCCUAGAAAAGCCCGUGGAGAAACCAAAGUGGGAGGAGCUUGUUGGCGCAGUGGUCAAAGCUGACCAGUCGUUGGCCAGGGUCCUCUUCCCUCUGGCCAGUCGUAAGACGGCGCUGAUGCUGAUGGAGCAGCUGCUGUCAGAGGACACGCUACUGAUGGAGGAGCACUACAAAAAGAAGCAGGAGCAGAAAGGAGACGUAGAAAGCACUGAAACGGCUGAAGGACCUGAACCACCUUCUUGUCCUCCUGCUUCUGACAGCCAGGCUUCUCAGUGUGCAGACCAGCAAAGCAAGGCUGACCUUGUUAAGAAGAAGCAUUUGUUAGUUUCUUACAUCAAAGAGCGUCUGCAGUCGUUGGAGGAAUCUCGUGGCGCCCUGCAGAGGGAGCUGGAGGAGAACGCGACCCGCGGGGAGGCGUUGAAGCAGCUGGUGCGUGAGCGAUGUCAGCCAGUGGAGCUGGAGAGGUACAGCCUGUUCAUCGGAGAUCUGGAGAGGGUGGUCAACCUGCUGCUGUGCCUCUCUGCACGGCUGGCCAGGGUGCAGAACGCUCUGAGUAUUGUGGACCAGCACACAGAUGCCGAGGAGAAGGAAUCUCUGGACAGUCGCCACCGUCUGCUGUGCAAACAGAGGGAGGACGCCAAAGAUCUGAAGGAUAACCUGGACCGCAGAGAGAACCUGGUCUCCACUUUCCUGUCUCGCCAGCUGUCAGCUGAGCAGCUGCAGGACUACCGACACUUUGUCCAGACCAAGGCCUCGCUCCUCAUCCGGCAGAAGGACCUGGAGGAGAAGCAGAAGUUAGGCGAGGAGCAGCUGGAGGCUCUUUCCAACUGUCUAAAUCUGUGAAAGAAGGAACAAAACUUUCUUUGACUUGAAAGGAGAAUCACCUGUGGCUCUCUAAAGGAGGGACCUGCAGAAACCUGCUCUCCACUCACGAACAUAGCUGUUGGAUAAGACCUCUGAGAACAUUUUCCUCCACAACACCGUCCAAACUACGUGCAUUAAAAGUUGUCAUAAAACUUUACAUUUUCCUUUGAAUAGAAGUGAGCUUCCUUUGUGUGCCUUGGUAUUGUCGACAUUUUAUCUUGGAGCUGCUGUGCAGAAAUCAGUCCCUGUCCUUCAUUUUUCAGGGAGACGUUAGCCCUGCAGCCCUGCGCCCGUGGAAACCUAUAAGCUUUAAGAUUGUGUCCGAGCAGUGGCCUGGCGGAGGGUGGGGUGUGUUGUAGAUGUAGUGGUUUUUUUAAUGGUCUUAUUUUCAAAUGUUUUUCAGAUUAAGGCACUAAAAACCAAAAAAAAGCACUUUCUACAGUCACACAAAUGCACAUUUCUAAGCCUUACUCCAUCCGUUUCAACAUUUCCAUUUUUCUCUUUUAUUUUGUCAUUAGUUUUAGUAAGAAUGUAUUUUAUGGGACAACAGGAAACAAGAUAAAAGGCUGUUCUUUAUUCUCCAGCUGAUUUUACAAAAUCACAACUUUUAGACGACGUCUUGCUGAAUCUGCUUUUCACUCGACCAGAUUAUCGGUAACAGUCAUUCCCUCUUUAGCUGUUGCAGAAUUGACAUGUAAUACUUGAAAGACUUUUAUUUUUAUUAAAAUAAAGUCUUUAUGUCAGGUGUUUUAAACUCGUUUCAAGCUGUCUUACCUCCACAGCCUGGACCCAUUUAGACACAUUUAAACACACCUGUUGUGUUAAACACACUUGAAUCACAAAUAACUUUUAUUUUUAGUAAUUAUAAUGCUUUUAUAGUUUAUCGACUUCCCCUUUAACCAGGAGGGGAUCGUUUGUGUUGUGUGAGAUUAUUAAAAAUAUACUUUUGUGUUUUUCCUCCACCUCCAUCAAAAACAUUUCUCUGUGGACGCCGUCCUUCUUCUCUUGCUGAACGAACGUUUGCUUAUUUUGGUCUUUUUGUGCCGAUGCAGGGCUGAAGGGCUGGAAGGACUCUCGUUGUUUUCUGCAGGCUGGCUGGAAUUUCCUAAAUUAUGCAAAAAGUCCCGUAUGGUGGAGAAAGUGCGGGAAAUGACACCGCAAUGGGGCAUCACACAGAACAAUACUAAAGGAGAUUGUAUUUCGCACACUAGUGAGGUUGAAGCAUGCAGGGUACUUGUGUUACAGCCAAUGGGAAGAGACACUUCAACCCCAGUUGCCUCUAAUGAGGGCAAAUGGUUCAAAAUCCUUGUUUUCUGCUUUAUUUCCUCUGGAGUUUUGCUGGUUUGUGUCUGUUUGCAGUUUAAGGCUCCACGAUGUUUGUAAUGUGAAUAAAUUAAGCUUUCACUG
Molecule: messenger RNA, 6362 nt
Organism: Nothobranchius furzeri (turquoise killifish)
Lineage: Eukaryota; Metazoa; Chordata; Actinopteri; Cyprinodontiformes; Nothobranchiidae
Source: RefSeq, a predicted model, not a curated record